AUGGUUGUUCCCCAGGAGGCUACAUGUACUGCGAUCAUUCGUGUUUUACGGUUUGACCACAAUUUGCUUGAACCAACAAUAAUCCCUCGAACGGAAGGAUUCAGUAUGGCAAAUGACUCCAAGCCCUCUCGGAGUGCAGGAUGCGGUGCUACCAAAGCAAAGUCUCGCACUAGCAGGUCGCGUGCUGGUUCGCCUUGUUCUGUUCGGUCGACAGUCUCUACGUCCAAGACGGACCGUAAUACUCUGAACCCAGUGGCGAAGCUACGCAAAGACCUGGGACAUUCUAUAACGAAAACCGCCCGGAAGAAAGAUUAUGAGGCGACACAUCGACAAUGUUUGGAUGUGAUGGACCAGAUUCAAGAAGAGUUUGAACUAGCUCUUGGGAAAAUGGACGACGAGAGAGCCCAUGGUUCCCAGUUGGUGCAG
This is a messenger RNA of Penicillium arizonense, 426 nucleotides long. RefSeq lists its product as uncharacterized. The annotation marks the transcript as partial. The record is from RefSeq and is a predicted model, not a curated record. The transcript is spliced from 2 exons. Lineage: Eukaryota; Fungi; Ascomycota; Eurotiomycetes; Eurotiales; Aspergillaceae.